Anoplopoma fimbria (sablefish) is the source of this 1039-nucleotide messenger RNA. RefSeq names its product mitochondrial ribosomal protein L27 (gene mrpl27). Gene Ontology annotation, cellular component: ribosome; mitochondrial large ribosomal subunit. NCBI's taxonomy places the organism in Eukaryota, Metazoa, Chordata, Actinopteri, Perciformes, Anoplopomatidae. The coding region runs from base 67 to 510 and encodes 147 amino acids. Gene Ontology annotation, biological process: translation. Gene Ontology annotation, molecular function: structural constituent of ribosome. The record is from RefSeq and is a predicted model, not a curated record. The transcript is spliced from 4 exons.
GCAGCAAAUAAAGAAAAACUCCGGAUGUGACGCAACGACGCAGUGGCGCGAGUGACAUCAUUCAAGAUGGCGGCGCUGGCGUCCUUGAUGCUGAAGUCCAGAGCAGGUCUGCUGGUACCCGGCCAGACUUCUCUUCUGGACUCUGUGAGGUUCGCUUCUAAAAAGGCUGGUGGCAGCAGUAAGAACGUCGGCGGAAAGAGCCCCGGUCGGAGAUAUGGCUUCAAGAAACAAGAUGGUAAUUUUGUCCAUGCCGGUAACAUCCUUGCAACACAGAGGCUGAUGAGGUAUCACCCAGGAGCACAUGUGGGUCUGGGAACCAACAAGACGCUCUUUGCUCUGGAGGACGGCUACGUCAGGUUCACCAAGGAGGUCUACGUCCCGCCUCCACGCAGCCUGGAGGCCACCCGGGUCAUCACCAAGCUGCCAAAAGGAGCUGUGCUCUACAAGACCUUCGUCAGCGUCAUGCCAAUCAAACAGGAGGGUACGUUUAAACUGGUAGACAUGGUCUAAAACUGGAACAGACCGGACUGGGAAGUCCUGAUCAAGAAGGAUUUGUUUUUUGACACUUUGACUGAUUUCCGGUGAUCUAAGUGAACGGCAAACCAUCAGCCACAAAGCAGAGAGGAGUCGGUGGACACAUAAAAACUCUUGGUCUCUCCAUGGCCACCUGUCUCCGAGUUCCAUAUUUAUGUGACACACUUUAUGGCACCUACUCAACAGAAAAUCAACCCUGUCACACAUGGAUUUUCUUUCUUUUUUUUUCCAGUGUAUUGACACAAACUUAACUAAAUCAAAUGUAUAAAGAAAACAUUUCCAGUGAAGACUUGAUUGAUUUUGUGUUAUGGGAGUCAACAAUGUGGUGAUUACUGUGUUUGACGAUAAGAUCAUCCCAAUAUAGUCCAUGAUACAUGUGCAUUACUACGGGCAGGUGUCUUUUGUUACAGUUACUGUUCACUGAGAUGAUCACCCAGAACAACCCACCUUAAUGAGCUGAGGUGCUGUAAUACUGAACUAUAUUAAAGUUUUAUACGUGAAAGUC